Messenger RNA from Aplysia californica (California sea hare), 3342 nucleotides. Its product is annotated as probable lysosomal cobalamin transporter. Gene Ontology annotation, biological process: protein localization to vacuole. Bases 44 to 1654 code for a protein of 536 amino acids. Gene Ontology annotation, cellular component: vacuolar membrane. The transcript is spliced from 15 exons. The record is from RefSeq and is a predicted model, not a curated record. NCBI's taxonomy places the organism in Eukaryota, Metazoa, Mollusca, Gastropoda, Aplysiida, Aplysiidae.
CUUUGCUCACGUGAUUCUGAGCGAAACAGUCAAAACAAACAAAAUGGCGAUCCCAGGAGCUGUUGUCGCUGCUGGGUGGAUACCUUUCAUGGUUGUUAUAGUUCUGACAUUGCUGUUUUCCGGGUUCUAUGUGCGCUAUUAUAUGAGCAAAUAUGACAGUGAAGUGUCCACAACAAUCACAGCCAUCAUAGCCCUGACUAUAACCUUGCUGACCUCUGCUCUGGUGCCAGUGGAUAUUUUCUUGGUCUCGUACAUGAAAGAUUCUGAUGGCAUGUUCAAGGACUGGGCCAACAGUUCUUCGGUGAGAGAUGAAACUGAAGAUACAGUGCUAAUUGCUUACUAUGUGCUGUAUGGCCUUGUGGCGUUUUGCCUGUUCCUGUUGCUGCCCUUCAUGUACUUUUUCUUUGAAGAAAAGGAGGAAAACUCAACAUGCAAAUCGAGAUGCUGUUCGGCCUUGAAGUAUUGCAUUGUCUGUGUUCUCAUUGCUGCUACUCUCUUUUUGAUCGGAGCAUUUGUGCCAAGCAAAUCUUCACCCAACUCCAACAGCACAGAAUGGAGGAAGAUACAGGCUUUGUUUGAAGACAUGACCAGUAACGGAAUCGAGGACUCGUUGUCGUUUGUGAUGAGUGUCUUCAGUCUGGUGGGCAUGCUGGGAAUUUUGUUCUACACUGCCUAUGGCAUGUCUGCAAUGCCGAUGGACUUGAUCAAGGGAAAGAGAAGUGUGAAGAAAGAACGCAUGCAGACACAAGCACAGCGGGAGGAGAGACAGAGGAAGCGAGAGGAACGCAGGGAAAGAUACCGCAACCCAUCUAAAUUCAGCCGAAGGACGCGGGAGCGAGACCAGACAACGGCAGAAGAAGACUCACUUCUCAGUCGCAGAGAGCGCCACCUGGUUGCUGCAGAGAAGAGCUGGCUGCGAAAGUGCCGAAUUGUUUUCCGCCCGUUUGAAAUCAUCCUCGGAAUUAUUUUCUUCCUGGUGGCAAUGCUUGUGUUCAUCUCCCUUCUGCUGACAAACAUUGACAAGGCCAUGCACAGCCUGGGCUACAAAAGCGGCUACGCCUUGCCCGAGAGACACCUCCCCAACCCAGUGGACAUCGUGCUUGUGUUUUGUCAAAAGGCAUUUCCCUUGGACUACAUCCUGAUGGUGGGGAUUAUCGCGUACUUUGUGCUGUGCUCCAUGUCUGGGAUCAAGAACAUUGGAGUUUGGUUCUUCUGGAUACAGAUGUACAAGAUUCGUCCAAGACGGACCAGCCCCCAGGGCCUGCUCAUGUUCUGUAUGAUCCUCAUGUUCAUUGUUAUGGCCAUCAACGUGCUGCUGUAUGAACUCACACCGCAGUACUCGUCUUUUGGCAGUGAGCACUACGCGAAUGUCACAUUUGUGGGGAACGGAACGAUUCACACGACUGUGAAACAGUGCACUACGGAAGUUUCAGAAGAUUUCUGUGUGGUAACGCGUAUGACACUGUUACUUGUCCGAUUCUUCUACAAGAUGUGGGUGUUUGGUGCUGCCUACUACUGGCUCACCUGGGUGUUCCUGGGGACUGUCCUCAUCAGUUUCCUUGUUGCUGUCAUCAAAAAGCGGCGUUCUGUCAUCAGUGGAGAAGUUGAUGAUGAUGAUUUUGAAGAGAGUGAUGAUGAAAUGAUCAGAGCUUGAAACUGAAAGUGCUGAGCUGGACAUUUAGAAGAAUUUUGGAAUCUGGAGAAAUUGUGGGAAUAUCUAUUUUGUUUUGUAUAACAAGGAAAAGCGACUGUUGUAAGCUUUGCAUUGACUUCGUCCAGAUAGGCUUUUUUAAGAAUAAAAAAAAAAAAUGCAACAUCAUAUUCUUAAUUGUUGAUGGCUGAAUUACCCAUUUAUUUUUGUUGGUAUUCUGUUCAAAAGGGUUAAUGGAUACUUUGUCCUUUUGACAGAUAAUUAUAUAAAAUGUGACGUGAAGAGACUGAUUUUGUGCACAAAAUGGAUUUAUAUUUCAAUUAGAUAUCUUGAUGCCUUCAUUUUUCUUAAAGAUGUUACACCAUCUGAUGUUAUAUUUAGCGAAGCUUUACGGUGUGAGCAAUGAGAAAUCCUUUGAAUACGUAAGACAUCAUUUUUGCUUUGAAUUCCUAAUCCUAUUCUUGUCUCUUGCGCUUUUGGUUUGAAUUUUUCCUGAGUGUCUUUCAAACACCACUUUCCUGCCUAUAGCUAUUUGUCAGUGCAACGUCCCUUCUGAUGACUUAUAUAGAAACUGUUAUAGAAACAUCAGCUUGUUGAUUUCCAUGGUGAAUGUCUGCUACUGAAAUCAUGACAGUUUGUCCUUGAUCUGUUGAUAUAAACUGGAUUUAUCCUUUUUUUCUUUUUUUAUGUUUCUUUUUCUUUACAGUACUACUUUUUAAAAUGAACUCUGCUCACUAGUUAUUCAUGUGAUAAUAGAUGAUAAAUUGGCAUCGGUUUUUAAUUUGCAUCCUAUCUUUCUUAUGAUAGUGAGCAUCUGUAUAUUGAAUAUUUGGUGCUGGUUUGUAAUAGUUCAUGCCGGAGUGUAUAGAAAUAUUCAAUACGUGAUGUCAUCAUGAAGCUGUUGUUUUGGAAUAUUUUUUGUAUUUAUUAAUUUGUCAGUAUUUUGUUUAGAUUAACAAUGGAAUUUCACUUGGCGAUUGGAGAAUAGAAUGUGUGACGGAAAGUAGGAACUGGGUGGGCCUACAUUGCAGUUGUAGAGAUUUUUUAGACGUAUGUGAACAUGCUAGAAUAAUGGUCUGAAUCAGACAUACGUCAAAUGAGCCUGACCCACCUUACCAUUCCUUGUGCGAUGACCUUCAACUUGCCUAGCAAUGCUUAAAAUUGCCUAAAUGUGUAAAUGAAUUUCUAAGUUAGAAAGAAGAUAUCAUAUGGCCUUGGUGGGAGGAAGAUUUAAAAUUCUAACCUUUAAGAAAAAAAAAUCUAUUUGCCCUAAAUUACAAUAACUGACAGUCCAAUGUCAUAGAAAAUUUAACAGUGGCUGCUAUUAAUAUGUGUUACCGUACUUCUUUUGUAUAAAGUGUAAGUUUUUAUAGCUGUAAAAAUGUCACGGGAGUUGUAAAGACAAUGCUUGUAUAUUUACUGCUUCUUUUUUUGCUAUUUUUCAUCUUUUUACUGGGUGAUCAAUUGCACAAAUCUUGAUCAGUAUGUUUUUUAAGAACCAAUUAUUAACACAACAAUGUUGUUUUUUUUUGGUCAUUGUUUAUAGUUUUAAUUUUAGUUCUUGGAUUAUGGUUCUGUCAAGACAACAGCCAAAAUUGUCUAAGUCAGCUACCUGUUCUUGAAGAGAAAAGCUAUUGUCUUAGCUUGGCGUCUUGGACAGUGUCACUAUUCUCUAAUGUAUAGGAAAAAAA